Solanum verrucosum is the source of this 606-nucleotide messenger RNA. RefSeq lists its product as uncharacterized. The record is from RefSeq and is a predicted model, not a curated record. The transcript has 3 exons. The coding region runs from base 1 to 606 and encodes 201 amino acids. Lineage: Eukaryota; Viridiplantae; Streptophyta; Magnoliopsida; Solanales; Solanaceae.
AUGGUAGUUACUACAAGGGGUGGAAAUUACUCUAUUGAACCUUCAAUGCCGCCUGGAGUGAAAAGUGCCAAAGAGAAGGAAGAGGAUGAAGUUGAGGUAGUAGAGGAGCCAAAAGAUCAAGAUGUGAAGGAGGCUGAGGUGAUGCAAAAGAUCAUCCCUAUGCCGAGACCUCUACCUCCCUUCUUACAAAAGGCACUUUUACAAAUACCUGGUUACCCAAAGUUCAUGAAUGAUCUGGUGACUAAAAAGAGGGAUGUCAGUUUUGAAGGUGAUGACAAGUUGCAGCAUUGUAGCGUUAUUGCUACUAAAUCUGUAGUGCAGAAGAAGGAAGAUCUUGGAGCUUUUACCAUUCCAUGUACUAUUGAAUUUGGGCUUAAGAUCCCCUUAACUGACUGCAAUUUGGCUACUUAUGGCUGGUCAAAUCGUGAAGAAACUGAUUGGGGUUCUUCAAAAUGUCUUGUGAAAGUUGAGGCAUUCAUCUUUCCGGUGGACUUUGUGAUACUAGACUGUGAGGUUGACUUUGAAGUACCCAUUAUUUUAGGGAGACCAUUCCUUGAUACUAGGCGUGCUUUGGUCGAUAUGAAAAGAGGGCAGAUGAAGUUCUGA